Molecule: messenger RNA, 420 nt
Organism: Parnassius apollo (apollo)
Lineage: Eukaryota; Metazoa; Arthropoda; Insecta; Lepidoptera; Papilionidae
Source: the annotation of a GenBank genome assembly
AUGUACCGAGACAGUCCCGACCGACUAGGUGGAGAAAGUUCGAGUGUGGAGUUUUCCAGAAAGAUAUUCGUGAACUGCGGCGGCGGCGGAUAUGGUAUCUUCAACCACUCAGUGUGGAACGGACUGACGGUGGCUGAUGUGGUGUUCCCAUGGUUCGCGUUCGUGAUGGGCGAAGCCCUGGUACUUUCACUGAACGCCCGCUUAAGGACUUCCCUGCCGCGCUUCACUGCUUUCGGUCAGGUGGCGCGGCGGUCUCUAUUCCUAGCGCUGAUCGGCAUCUGCCUGGGCUCAAUUAACGUGUCCUGGGCUAACGUGCGGCUUCCCGGAGUCCUGCAGCGUCUGGCCGCCAUGUACCUUAUCGUUGGUGCUCUGGAGUGUGCCUUCAUGAGGACCAGUCAGAACAUUACACCUGAAAUUUAA